Molecule: messenger RNA, 1935 nt
Organism: Paramecium sonneborni
Lineage: Eukaryota; Ciliophora; Oligohymenophorea; Peniculida; Parameciidae
Source: the annotation of a GenBank genome assembly
AUGGUGUUUAGGAUGGAUGUUAGGAUUGUAGAUUUAUAUAAGUAAAAUUGUAAAAAUAACUACUUAUCAAUUUGCUUAAAGUGUGAAGAAGGAUAUUAAAAUUAAGAAAACAAAUGUUUACCUUAUUGUGGAGAUAAAAUAAUUCUCAAAUAAUAUGAGGAUCGUGAUGAUGGCAAUGAACAACCAUAUGAUGGCUGUUUUCAAUGUAAGUUUUAAUGCAUUGAAGAUUGUAACAUAUGUGAUCGAGGAUAAUGCAUUUUUAAAUGUGAACAUGGAUAUAAAUUUGUUAAUAAUAAUUGUCAAUCAGUUUGUGGUGAUAAAAUUGUCACUAAAGAAGAGUAUUGUGAUGAUGGCAAUUUACAACCUUAAGAUGGUUGUUUUAAUUGCAAGUAUUCUUGCUCAGAAAAUUGUUAUGAUUGCUAUCAAGGUACUUGUUUAGAGUGCAAUAAUUAAUACUAAUUAUUAAUGUCAAAUUAAUUUAUGUAAUAAAUAAAUUGCGGAGAUGGAUUACUUUAGGAAUAAGAAGAGUGUGAUGAUGGAAAUUAUUAAGCAGUGGAUGGAUGCUUUAAUUGUUUAAUUGAAGAAAAUUGGAUAUGCAUUACUAUGACAAUAGACUCUCCUAGCUAAUGUACUUUUGUCAAAGCUCCAAAAUUAAUAAUUAAUUAUCUCAAUAUGACCUAAAAUAAGUAAUACAUAAGAAUAUCAUUUGAUUAAAGAGUAAAGAUAUAAACAACUUAACCCUUAUCAGAAACAAUAAAUCUUCAAUUAUUAAAUAUAGAAGAGAAGAAAUGGAAUAGUAGCUUAUAUAUAUUAUAGGAUGUUGGAUCAAAUGUGAAUUUUGGAGAAUUUAUUGCCUAAAUCGAAGUGUACUAAUUACUUGAAUUUAGGCCAGUCUUAAAAAUUUUAAUUAAUCAGACUGUUUCUAAUAUUGAUAAUGCUGUUGUGAAAAAUGUUGAAAAAUCGAUUUUAUUACAAUAUCCAACAUAUUUAGAUUAAACACAGAAGGAUUAUUCUAAAAGUUUGAAAAAUCUUAAUCAAAAUGUCAUUUACAGUUUGUCUGGAAUCACUGGUUUUAGUCUGCUAAUAGGUGAAUUGGAAUUAUUUUUUGAAGUUUUGUCAAUUCUUUAAUUUUAGCAAUACUUAAGAUAUAUCAAUCUAUAAUUUCAAGAAAAUCUAGUGAUUUAUUUUUCUUUUAAUGAUAUGAUAACAGUUUAACCUCUUUUGGUUUUUGUUUAAUUUUCUUAACUUUUGCAGCUUAUUGAUAUUGAAUAAAAUGAAGAAUAUACUCACGGAAAAUUUAGAUUUUAUAAAUAAAACAUAAGCUUGAUCAUCAACCUUUAAUGCCAAUUACUUUAAUUGUUAAUGUAUUUAUUAUUUAUUUUUUCAUUUUAAUGGUUAAAAAAAUUUGUGUACAAUUAGAUAUUUUGUUCGAGGUACUUUAAUUAUAUGUCAUUAUUUUCUUUACAUAUAUCUCCAAAAAUAGUUAUUAAGUUGAGUUAAUACUUUUAUAACAUUUGCAUAAAUUUACUAAAAUUGGAAAAAUAUAAUUCUUUUUCAGGAUUAUAAAAAGCCUUACUUAUAAAUGGUUGGGAUAUGAUAUUUAAAACAUUAUUGUACUUACGGCACAUUGAAACUAAAAAUUACAUAGAUAUUGAACAAAUUAUUAUAGUUAUCAUCAUACUAAUACUUUAUUUUAAAAUUUUCUCAGAUUGCUUUAAAUCUCAAUAAAAAUAAUCAAAAAACAACCUCUUACAACAGUUUGAAAUAGUAAGUUUUGUAAGAUAAUUUUUCUUUUUAUUAUUUUUAAUCUAUGUUGACAAAUCAGAGAUUCUUUAAAUAGAAUUGCUACUUUUAACAAGCUUAUUUUAGAUUACACUAAUAUAUAAUUAUCGUUUUAUUUUUAAUAAACAAUUAUAUUGUUUAGAUGGUGAUUGA